AUGCCCACGCCUCGAGGAAGCCAACACCAUCACCACCAACGAGAGAGUCAACAAAUAGUGGGCUCAUCACCAUCCGGAAUAACGACACCGUUUAGUGUGAAUCAGCCCAUUCAUAUUAGUCCUGCAACACCAUCUUCACUUCAAAGAAAUCAUCAAAAUAUGAAUAAUUCGGGUAUGAAUAACAAUUCAUCUUCAUCAUAUGCAAGUGAUAGUAAUAAUAAUAAUCAUCAUGGAGGUAAGAAGAGCCCUGGAUUGCUUCAACAUCUCCAUAAUUUGAUGAGUGGAACUAUUGAAAAUAUGGAUUCAUCAUCUUCAUUGAAUUUACCGUCUGUAUCCCCAAUUUUAAAACCUCAAAUUUCACCAAUACUUAAUCCAGCAGCAACAUCACCUCUUUUAAGAUCAAUAUCUCCAAGUAUUCCCAUAAAAGUACCAUUCUCUAUUAAUGAUAUGUUGGUUGAGGAAGAUGAAUGUGGAUCUCAUGAUACUGAUGAUUCUGAUGAUUUGACUUACAAUGAAAUUCAAAGUAUUAAUUAUCCAAUGGGUAUGAAAAGUGGUGCAUAUGGAUACAGUUCUCAAUAUUUGUGUUCCCCACCUAAUCAUCACCAUAUUAUUCAUGCCACACCAAGAAUUCUUUCACCUCCUCGAUCACCUCCACCAAUUAUUGAUUCAGAUAGAACUGAUAAUUCUUGUAAUAAUAAUAAUACUAGUAACAAUAGUAGCAAUAAUAGUGCCACAUCAAUGCACCCACCACUUCCAUCAUUCAAGUCAACCUCAAAUCAACCCUUUCGACUUUCUGGUAGAAAUGCUUCUCUUAUCAAUAAGCGAGGAUCCCAACUAAAUACAGUAGGACAUCAAAGAAGUUCCUCACUCGAUGUUGGUUCUGUGAUGGAUCAUCACCAGAGUUUUCGAAACAAUCACCUUCCUAUCCACUCAAAUAACUCAUUCAUCCCUAAUCCAACCAAAAAUAAUUCUCAAAUGCCAGAAACACCAAAUUGUAUUUUAGAAACAUCCCAACUACUGAGACCUAAUAGCAGUGAGAAGGUAACACAUCAUUCUCCUCAUUCCGAUUAUGAUUAUUCAACAGAUGAUACAUCAAGCCCAACAUCAUCAACUUCUUCUACUCCAAGAUCUUCAGCUUCAUCAUCACAGAAAAAGAGACCCAAUCUCAGGAUUGAUACCAAGUCGAAUGGAAAAACAAUACCUCUUCAACCAAUCACAACCUCUUCUCCUAAAGUUUCACCAAGAAAUGAACAAAUUACACCACAGAAAAACAUAAUCAAUUUGGAACAAGUUGAUGCAUAUAUCAAGAAUAAUUCAUCACAGAAAAAUAGUAGCGCUAAAAAGACAUUUCCGAGUGUUUUUAAAAAUGAUUUUGAUGAUGAUGAUUAUGCCAUGUUAGCAGAUUAUCCAGUUAGGAGUCGAUCUGUUUCUCCUCCUUCAACGAGAAGAAGCAGUUUCAGCUUUAAAAAAACACCAACCAAUUCGGAAAAAUCAGACAAUCAUCAAACACCUCUGACAACAACAAAGGAUGAUGACUUGGAUUCAAAUUAUACAACGCCACCUAAUAGGAAAAGUUUUUCUAAUGAGGAUGGAGAAUUUAGUAGUGAAGAACGAUACGUGACUCCACCUUCAUCUGGUGAUCAUAAAAUGGAGCCACAGACGGAAGUUAAAGGUUAUAGAAUUCGUGGAUAUGUUCCUACUUUUCAAGAUUUACCAUCUCCAAUGGGAUCUUUAAUGAUGAAAUGUCAAACACCUGUAGUUUUUAAAAGCAAAAUGCAUGCAGAAACCUUCUCAGCGUCUUACAGUCAUAUGAAAUAUUAUGCUAGAAGAAAGAAAAAGUAUUUAAUGAUGGCAGUGGAAAAGGAAUCAUCAAUUAUGGAGGACGAAUUUAACUCUUUACGAGAAGAUUUUAUUGAAGGAAAUAAUAUUAUGAAGAGAACAAAGAAAUUGGAUGAAAUGUCAUUUUCAGAAAUGAUUCAUACCGAGCAAUUCGACAAGAAUCCUUAUAGUUCCGAGGAAGAAACUGAAACAGUAAAUCCUAAUCAAAUGUUCUUUUUAGGAAAAAGAACAGAUGAGAAGAUUGCUAGGUUCCUUUGGAGAAAAAUGAUAGUAUCUAUUGAACAAUUACAUACCGAUUUAAAGGCCUUUAUUCAUGAACUGGAAGAGGCUGCUGAAAAUCAUGAACCAAUAAUGAGUGAUGAUUGGCACGUAGCAGAAAUGAAACGAUUGGCUCAUCAAAUUAUUGAAGCAGAGGUUUCUAAACUUAUUCAACAGGUUUAUAUGAAAGAGCUCAAUGACAUGUUGUCUCAAUUGAGAGGAAGGAAGGAAGAAUCUAUUAUUGAAUCUAUUCAAACAAGCUUUAUUAUGAAAGAAUUGAAAAAGCUCAUAUUUAUUUAUAGUAGAGUGAACAGAAUUAUUGCAGUUUACAAUAGAAUUCCAGAAAAGCUCAAAGUGCUUAGCAUUGAUGGAAGAAAGAGAAGCGCAAGUGAGGCAAGAACAAAGGGAGGUAUACCUAGAGUGAAUACACCACCAGUUGGAUUGAAUCAAUUUUCCAAGCUAUCUUUCCUCGAGUCAACUCUGACUAAAAAGUCAGGCUCCUCCUCAGAUUUGAUUCGUGAAUCUACAGUUACAGAUAAGCAAAAUUUGAAAAUUAACAAACUCCUUAAAAAGUGGGCUGAGGAAAGUACAACUGUCAUUACUCCUCGAUCUGACCAAAGUAGCAUUAGUACACCCUCAGAUUCUGUUGUUACAAUUGAUUCUACUCCUCAAUCACCUCAAGAUACUUUAUUCUGUAGAAUUUGUGAAAAGGCUAUUGAGGUUAGUAACUUUACAGCUCACACACAAACUUGUGCAAAGUCUCACGAAAUGAACAUGAGAAGAAUUAGUUGUGAUCAAAAGUUUAAACAACUUCUUCAUGAGAUUAGAAAGAGAAGAAGAGAGGAGACAUUUGGAGAAUUGUAUUCAUACAUCAAGGAAUCUUAUCACUCCAAAACAAAAGCCGACUUACAGCAUGCAAUAGAUCACUUAAAGUCUCUCAAAGAAAAAUUAUCUCUCAAAGAUGAACUAAAGGGUUACCAAAGCACGGAGACACAAACAGUCAUCUCCUCUAUUGAACUUGCUGAAGAGAAAAUCAAAACACUUCACGAAUAUACUGAAGACUUUAAGAAGGUUUCAAUUUUGGAUUUCACUCUAAUCAAACCAAUCUCUAAAGGUGCCUAUGGAAAGGUUUACCUUGCUAGGAAAACUUCAACACCAGACAUUUAUGCAAUCAAGGUCAUUGAGAAACAAUACAUUUUCAACCACAAGAACAUUGCCUAUUUGAAGAAUAAGGAUAAGAUUCUCUCCGAACGUGCUGUCCUGCAACAAUUGAUGAGAAGUAAUCAUGACUCCAAGUGCAUUGUCAAUUUUUAUUACUCAUUUGCUGGUAAGAAAUACUUCUUCAUUGUUAUGGAGUAUUGUUCUGGAGGAAGUUUGGAUUGCCUACUUGAAGAUCAGAUUAACAAACAUCAGGCAGCAUUUGAUAUUGAUAAGGUUAGAAAGAUUGUUGCUGAAAUUGUAUUGGCUCUCUUGGAAUUACAUGCUGCCAAGAUUGUUCAUCGUGAUUUGAAACCUGACAAUAUGCUUGUAGAUAGCAUGGGAAGAUUGAAACUUACUGAUUUUGGUUUAAGUGAAAUUGGUAUUAUGGACAGAGAAGAAAAGGCAGUAACCAGUAGCAAACCAAGAACUCCUAAUCCAUCAUCUCCACCUCAUCCUGCCAGUUUUGUUACCAGUCCUAAUGCAAGCAUUGAAAGCGAGUCAGAUUCAGAUGAUAUGGUUCAGGUCCCUGGAACUCCAGAUUACAUUGCACCUGAAAUUUUAUUUGGUGAAGAACAUAGCUAUGCUGUCGACUAUUGGUCUUUGGGAUGUAUCACAUAUGAGCUAUUGUUUGGUGUUCCUCCUUUCAAUGCUGACACUGUCGAGGACAUUUUCAAUAAUAUCCUGUCAGGUAGUUACGAAUGGCCAGAAGAAUUGCCAGAAGAGUUCCAAACUUCAGGUGUUGAAGACUUUGUCAAGAAACUACUUGAUCAAAACCCAAAAACCAGAUUAGGAGGAGAAAUCAUUAAGGAACACCCAUUUUUAAAGCCUAUCGAUUGGGACACUCUAUUACAAGAACAAUUGUUCACACCUGUUGGCGAGCCUGAGGAUACUUCAAGAUUUUCACCAAGAAAGAACAAUUACCCAGUCACUCCAACCACAAGUGGUAUAAUGAGCCCAUUCGACGGAGCAACAAGCUUUAACAGUGAUGGCAGCUCAUUGGGAUCACCAAGUCCAGUACGUCCUGGUCCAUUCUCUCACAACAGUUUAAUAAUGAGUCCUAUUGGUCAUUCUCUUACCAACUUUCAACAGCUAUCAACAUCUAUUGAUUUUUCAUUCAGCUCAUCAACUCAAGCUCUCAAAGAGUUGAACAUUAAGGAAUACAAUGAAUAUCUCAGAAAGUCUUUGAAUAAUUCGGCCAGAAGUUCUAUAAGUACAGGCAGUGUAAAAAGAUCUUUAAAUUUUUCAAAUAUGUAA
Messenger RNA from Naegleria gruberi, 4551 nucleotides. RefSeq lists its product as uncharacterized. The coding region runs from base 1 to 4551 and encodes 1516 amino acids. Lineage: Eukaryota; Heterolobosea; Eutetramitea; Acrasida; Naegleriidae. The record is from RefSeq and is a predicted model, not a curated record. Gene Ontology annotation, molecular function: protein serine/threonine kinase activity; ATP binding. The transcript has a single exon. Gene Ontology annotation, biological process: peptidyl-serine phosphorylation; intracellular signal transduction.